Exophiala oligosperma is the source of this 360-nucleotide messenger RNA. RefSeq lists its product as uncharacterized. The coding region runs from base 1 to 360 and encodes 119 amino acids. The record is from RefSeq and is a predicted model, not a curated record. The transcript is spliced from 3 exons. NCBI's taxonomy places the organism in Eukaryota, Fungi, Ascomycota, Eurotiomycetes, Chaetothyriales, Herpotrichiellaceae.
AUGGUCUUAGAAGUCGAAUCCAAGACCAACAUUUUUAAGAUCCAGAACCUACCCGGGACACCGCACCACGUGUACUUCACCGAUCUUCUUGGAAGUCGUGACGAAGGGGUCCCCAACCCCAUUACAGGCUCAUGGUUUCGCAUCGAGAAAGGACCUCCGGCCACAUCUCCCAAGUACGACUAUGAUGAGGUUGGCGUUGUCAUCAAAGGUACUAUUAUCUUGGAGGACGAGAUGGGUACCAAGAAGACUGUCGAGGCUGGUGAUACCUUCGUGAUUCACCGAGGAAGCACGGUUGCCUUCUCUUCAAGCGACUAUGGAAUCGCGUUCAAGUGCGGGUCUAGGCUGAUGGCUAGACUUUAG